AUGACCUGGAAAUAUCAUGGCACUGUCGACCUUCAAGCACACCCAACCAAGAUCAAGAUGGAUACCCAGAUGGCUCCGGUCAUCGAACUUGAUGAUUCUGAUUGUGAGAGCACCGGCACCAGCAUUACCAUAGGCAGAAAUGAAAAUUCGCCUCCCGCGUCUUCUCCAUCUCCCUCUUCACCCUUCGGGCGGGAUGACUUCAUGUCUGAUGAAGACUUCGACGCUUAUAUCAACUGCCUGUCGGGGAACGAUGGCUCGCCGAGCCCUAGACCAAGAGCAGCAGCCCGAGGGACAGCCCAAUGCCGGCGUAUACCCACUCCUCGGAGGUCACUUAACGAGAUCAGCUAUGAGGGCCGGACGUACAGGCCUGGCAAGUUCAUAGAACUGUACGACGGCACCUUUCUACGUAUUAAUCGGAUCUUACGUUCGGACGGAGAGACUGUCGUCUCAGGGCCCAAGUUUGAAAGACUAGAGACGAUGGAUAGUCUGAUGCCGGAUAGACCCAACGAGCUAUGCUGGGUGGUCAACCUUGGAGACUAUAACAACAGCAACGCCACCACCAGUAAUACCCAAAACCAGUCACAUGUGGAGGAGGCAGAGGUUCCGCUGUCCGCCAUCCGUCGACUGCGUAUUAUCAGAAUGACAAACCAGCAGUAUACCCGCAACACUGCUGAAAACAGAGACGAUGAUUUCCUCUUCUGUCGAUUGAAGUAUACUCGGACUUGGGAACGGCCUCAGACCUUGUCCGGCCGCAGUACACCUCGCAUUGUGGAAGAAGCGAUCACCUUUCUUCCACCAGAGGAGUGCCAGCCAUCGUUUUCUGUCCCUCGUGCUUCCCUACGAGAGAACUGGCGUGGAAAGCUUCCCACUAGGCGACGGUACACCUUUGGAGAUGGCUUCUGUGGCGCUGGCGGGGUGUCCAGAGGCGCACAACAGGCCGGCCUAAAGCUCACCUGGGCGUUUGACCAUUCGCCGUCAGCCAUGAAUAGCUAUCGAGCGAACUUCCCUUCCUCUCUCGCCGAGACGAGCGAUGUGGCAGACUUUCUCACUAAUAGUAUCUGGGAUAUCAUAGUAGACGUGCUGCACGCAUCCCCGCCGUGCCAGCCGUUUUCUCCGGCAAAGACGAUCGCUGCGGCACACGACGACGCCAACGAAGCGUGCUUGUUCAGUAUCAGGAGGCUGGUAGAGAAAUGCCGGCCCCGGGUAGUCACCAUGGAGGAGACCAGCGGCCUAAAGGAGCGCCACGAGGUCUGGCUCGUCAGAUGGCGGCUCGUCAACUGCAAGGACUACGGCGUGCCACAGUCGAGGAAGAGACUAGUGAUCAUAGCUGCCGGCCCAGGAGAGGAACUCCCGCCGUUCCCUCCGCCCACCCAUGGGACGGCGCCCGGCCUCCUGCCUCCGGUCACCAUCCUCGACGCCAUACGCUGUAUACCCAGCACCGCCCCUGACCACGAUCUAGAGCGGGCGGAGAGGCCCUUCCACCGUCCGCCCUACGACCCACGCCGGCUCGCAAAGACCCUCACCUGCUCUGGCGGCGACAACUUCCAUCCUUCGGGCACCCGGACGUUCACCUUGCGAGAAGCAGCAUGCCUGCAGACCUUCCCCAUGAACCACACCUUCUGCGGCCCCGGGGUGAUGAAGCAGAUCGGGAACGCCGUGCCGCCCGUCCUGGCCAAGGCCAUCUUUGCCCAGGUCGUCCGCACGCUCCGGGAGACCGACGCCGCCAACAACACCCAGGAGGACCCCAUCACCAUCGACUGA
This is a messenger RNA of Microsporum canis CBS 113480, 1761 nucleotides long. Its product is annotated as site-specific DNA-methyltransferase HphI. NCBI's taxonomy places the organism in Eukaryota, Fungi, Ascomycota, Eurotiomycetes, Onygenales, Arthrodermataceae. Gene Ontology annotation, cellular component: nucleus. The record is from RefSeq and is a predicted model, not a curated record. Gene Ontology annotation, molecular function: methyltransferase activity. The transcript is spliced from 2 exons. Bases 1 to 1761 code for a protein of 586 amino acids.